This is a messenger RNA of Haplochromis burtoni (Burton's mouthbrooder), 969 nucleotides long. Its product is annotated as ankyrin repeat domain-containing protein 2. The coding region runs from base 44 to 853 and encodes 269 amino acids. The transcript has 8 exons. The record is from RefSeq and is a predicted model, not a curated record. Gene Ontology annotation, cellular component: nucleus. Lineage: Eukaryota; Metazoa; Chordata; Actinopteri; Cichliformes; Cichlidae. Gene Ontology annotation, biological process: regulation of transcription by RNA polymerase II. Gene Ontology annotation, molecular function: RNA polymerase II-specific DNA-binding transcription factor binding.
AGUACACACACACCUGUUUGUCGGAGUAACACAAUGUCCCACCAUGAAGUCACUGAAGUCACUGAAGCCAUCAAGCCACUGUGCCCAACAGCACUUCUCUAUAAGCUGGAUGGAAAACGUUGCACAGUGGGCCGGUGUGAUGGACCAUGAGACAGGACAAGAAGAGAAAACCCAGGUAGAUGAGAGAACGGGGAGAAUCUCGUUGGACCUGUGCGGCGAGAGUUUGGACCUGAGUGCAGAACAGGAUAACUCAGAGCUGGGCAAAAGAAAAAAGAAGACCAAAAAAACAUUCAUGCCCAGGCUGUCUGUGGAAAUGCAAGUGAUAGAACCUGUGGAUACUGCAGAAUUCAUGAACGCAGCCAGUGAGUGCAAACUGGAUAUCAUAGACAGGUAUCUGGAAGAUGGUGGGAACCCAAAUGCCCACGAUGAGCUGAAGAGGACAGCACUCCACCGCGCCUGCCUGGAAGGACAUGCUCCAGUUGUCCAAAUGCUUUUAGGAAAAGGAGCUGAUAUCAACCUAAAAGAUCAACUGGGCUCUAGGGCCAUACACUGGGCCUGCAGAGGGGGAAACCUGACGGUUGUCGAAGUCCUGAAGAGCCACGGGGCUGAUCUUAAUGUUAGAGAUAAGUUGCAUAGCACACCUCUGCAUGUUGCCACGAGAACAGGCCACACCUCCAUUGUGGAAUACCUGCUGUCUUGUGGGGCCUUAAUCAACUCCAGGGACAGGGAAGGUGACACAGCCCUGCACGAUGCAGUGCGUCUCAACAGAUACAAGAUAGUGAAGCUGCUCAUAGUUGCAGGAGCUGACACAAAAAUAAAAAAUCAUGUGAGUUUUUUUUUUUUUCAUCUUUAAUUCUCAUUAGUGUGCAGGUUAGCAUGGGUGUGAAAAUGUAAAGAACCUGGUUCACAGGACGGUUUUGAUUUCCAUAUGUGCAAAUACAAUGCUAGUUUGGUUAUCUCAUAAUAAAG